This is a messenger RNA of Arthroderma uncinatum, 990 nucleotides long. RefSeq names its product testosterone 17-beta-dehydrogenase 3. Bases 1 to 990 code for a protein of 329 amino acids. The record is from RefSeq and is a predicted model, not a curated record. The transcript has a single exon. NCBI's taxonomy places the organism in Eukaryota, Fungi, Ascomycota, Eurotiomycetes, Onygenales, Arthrodermataceae. Gene Ontology annotation, molecular function: oxidoreductase activity. Gene Ontology annotation, cellular component: endoplasmic reticulum.
AUGAUAUGGGAAAAGUUCUUUGCGGCGAUAGGAAUCGCGACUGUGUUCUUUAUUCUGCUGGGCUUACUGUCAACCGCAUACACAUUCCUCCACCCUUCUAGGCUACCCAAAUACCUGCACGAUGGUAAAGAAUCGUAUGCCUUCAUCACAGGGGCUACAGAUGGAGUCGGUCGCUCCAUGGCCUAUGAAUUAGCGAAGAGCGGCUUCAAUCUUGUCCUUCAUGGUCGAAACAGCGAAAAACUAUAUGCCAUUACUGAGGACCUAAAUAAUCAAUACCCGGCCAUCAAAACUCGCCAUUUUGUUUUUGACGCAUCGAAGGACUUGCUGGAAGAUUCUGUAUUACAGGACUUAUACAAGGUGUUGCAGGGUAUCCAUCUCACCAUCUUAGUGAAUAAUGUCGGCGGCAUGGGCUGUCUACCACCUGUCAACCUGUUCAAGGCCUACGAGUCAUAUGAAGGAGACCAAAUCGACACGGUACUCAACGUGAACAUCCGCUUCAUGACGCAACUCACCCGCAUCCUUCUACCGCUACUUGACCACGGACCCAUCUCCAUUAAUUCCAAGAAGGCCAAACGACAGCCCUCACUGAUUCUAAAUAUGGGUUCCGUCGCUGCGCAUGGCUCGCCGUACGUCAGCGUAUACACAGGCACAAAAGCCUUCGUCGCUUCAUUCUCAAACUCCUUAAGCAUGGAGAUGCAGAUGGAAGGCAAAGACAUCAAUGUCCAGGUUCUGAUACUAGGCGAGGCCAGAAGUGGGUCACAUAUUGUCAAAGAAGGGUUUUUGAUCCCUAAUGCCGACACGUAUGCACGGUCUGCGUUGAAGAGGGUUGGGUCUGACAGGGAAGCGAUUAUAUCAGGUUAUUUUCCUCAUUGGAUUGCGAAGACAAUGGUGCACAUUUUGCCAGAGAGGGUUUCGCGGCAAAUCUUUAUCAAUGCUGUCAAGGAGAAGAAGGAAGCCCAUGAGAAACGAAUGGCUUCUCUCGUGGAAUAG